CACCAAAGAGGAAUUUCUUCCCCAGAGGAGAGUUUGUCCCAACAGCCAUGUGAUAAGAUUCAAAUGGUCUUGGUGUAGACUUGAAUAAUUCACCAUCUUCCUUUCCAAAAUUAUAUGGAAAUUCUUCUGGAAACAAACUCUGUGUCUUAGUAAGGAAAGGUCUUCUGGAGAAACAUGCUGAAUUACUACAAAGUACUGGGAGUGCCUCAAAAUGCUUCCCCAUCUGAUAUUAAGAAGGCUUACCACCAGUUAGCUCUUCAGGUACAUCCAGACAAGAAUCCAAAAAACAGGGAGGCAGCCGAGGAGAAAUUCAAACAAGUAGCAGAAGCCUAUGAGGUCUUGUCUGAUGCCAAGAAACGCAACAACUAUGACAAGUCCAGAGGGAACCACAUCAAAAUGGAAAAUAAAGGAGACUUCAGUGACAAAAACUGUUUCAAAGAGGAACCAUGGUUUGAGAGGCCACACUGUGGCUUUCAAAAUGUCUUUGAAGACAAAGACUGCUUCUCAGGAGAUUAUUUUUCCACUGGUCAUGUGGGUAGGACCAGAAGAUUCUGUUCCUCCUUCUUUGAUGUGAUCCCCAUAUUGGACACAGGAUUUUCCACAUUUGUAUCCCUGGGCUCCAGACCACGUCCCCCUUCCACUGAAACAUUUGUACCCUUUGUAAGCAGUGGAAUGGGAAACUUCAGACUGGUCACCACUUGUAGCCAGAUAGUGGAAGGCAAGAAAGUUGUUAAAAAGAAAGUUCUAGAAAAUGUGAGAGGGAAGACUGAAGUGGAAAAAGAAAACCUAUCUCAUCAGAUUCCUCCACAUCCUUGCUCAGGAAGCGUUUGCAAGCAGAGUAUCUCAUGGGAUCCUGUCAGAAACCUCAAAUCCCCACAUCACCAACUGAGAGACAGAGGAGGAAAGGAUUUACAGGUCGCAAAAAACAGUAUCUUGGAUCCCUACCAGGUGUAUAUGCCAAGUCUGCCAUCAUUUUCUUAAGAUGCGACUUUAGCGAUCUGAUCUUGAAAACAAGAUCAGCUAUGAAUUUUAAUCCAAAAAUAAAAGUGGAAGAUGGAACAUAAAAA
Suricata suricatta (meerkat) is the source of this 1067-nucleotide messenger RNA. Its product is annotated as dnaJ homolog subfamily B member 8-like. Gene Ontology annotation, biological process: protein refolding; positive regulation of proteasomal ubiquitin-dependent protein catabolic process. The transcript is spliced from 3 exons. Gene Ontology annotation, cellular component: endoplasmic reticulum membrane; cytosol. Bases 175 to 981 code for a protein of 268 amino acids. The record is from RefSeq and is a predicted model, not a curated record. Gene Ontology annotation, molecular function: ATPase activator activity; Hsp70 protein binding. Lineage: Eukaryota; Metazoa; Chordata; Mammalia; Carnivora; Herpestidae.